Messenger RNA from Penicillium canariense, 1884 nucleotides. It is a transcript of the gene yvc1, whose product is annotated as putative potassium ion channel Yvc1. The transcript is spliced from 5 exons. NCBI's taxonomy places the organism in Eukaryota, Fungi, Ascomycota, Eurotiomycetes, Eurotiales, Aspergillaceae. The record is from RefSeq and is a predicted model, not a curated record. Bases 1 to 1884 code for a protein of 627 amino acids.
AUGGGUCACUGGAAAGAUAUCUUCACAUUCGACCGCGGCAGAGCGCGUCGCCAUGCGGCAGUAGAACGCCGCCGACUGCUCCCUACCUAUGACAAUGAUGAGACUCAACCCUCUGAAUCCUCCAAGGAGAUUACCAAGGUUGCCCUGCGGCUGAAGUAUCAAAUUGAACAAGUCGUCUCCUGCGAGGUUGACGAGGGCCUCCUGACCAACCCAAACAGUCGGAUUAUCACCGAAGCUGUCGUCAACACGGCCAAACGGGCUGGCGGUGAAGACUAUGAGGGCUGUGUGGUUUUCUGUCUUCUCGUUUGCCUGCGAUGGUUCAAAAUUCAAGCCAAUAUCGAGCUUUGGGACUCUGAUCUCCACCAAGGCAGAGCUGUGGCAUGUGAGGUCAUUGCCAAGCGCAUAAUUGAGAGCGAAACGAACCAGGACUAUCUGCUCAAAAACGUUCUGCUUAAGCGUUACUCUAUCUUCAGUGAGGAAGAAGAGAGUGAUCCGGCCAAUGUUGUCGAGCGCUCGGUAGAUCUCCACGCACUGAGAAUUAUUAGCUCUGCUGGCUACCAGAAAUGCAUUAAGUAUCUCUGGCGUGGCUGGAUCUGCCAGGAAGAGGGCAAUCCGACGAACUUUGUCGAGUACAAGGACAAGUCCAGCCUUGAUUAUUGGGUCCACUUUCACCCGGAUCGGAUGAGAACCCCCUUGUACCAAAAUAUUUGCCAGAUAUGGUUUUCCUUGCUCUACCUCGUGUUGUACACCGCCGUGAUCAACACUGUCAAUCCCACUGGAGAUCUUGACACUGCCGAGUGUAUCCUUUACGGAAUGUCCUUCGCGUUCAUUUGUGACGAAGCAGUCAAAUUUUGGAAAGUGGGAUGGAACUAUAUCGAAUUCUGGAAUGCGUUCAACUCGACUCUCUACUGUCUGCUUGUUAUAUCAUUCGUCUUACGUCUUGUCGCAUUGGCACAUUCGCCUUUGAACCACGCUACAGAGCGGGAACUCUACAAUGGACUGAGCUACAACUUCCUCGCCUUCGCAGGACCCAUGUUCUGGAUGCGCAUGAUGCUCUACCUGGACUCAGUCCGUUUCUUCGGUGCUAUGUUCGUGGUUUUGCGGGUCAUGAUGAAGGAGAGUCUGAUCUUCUUCGCGCUGCUAUUCGUGGUCCUAGCUGGUUUCUUCCAGGCCUUUAUUGGAAUGGCUCAGGUGGAUGACGAUGUCGAUAUCACCAGGACUAUCAUCCAGGGUAUGGCGAACACUGUCAUGCAAAGCCCUGAGUUUGGGACUUUCCAGGAUUUUGCUUUCCCUUUUGGCAUCAUCCUCUAUUAUGUCUUCAGCUUUGUUGUCAUGAUCGUUCUGCUGAACAUUCUCAUUGCACUGUACAACAGCGCAUAUGAGGAGAUCUCUGGUAACGCUACCGAUGAGUACAUGGCAAUAUUCGCUCAGAAGACUAUUCAAUUCGUCCGUGCUCCGGAUGAAAACGUUUUCAUUCCACCUUUCAACCUUAUUGAGAUGCUAUUCCUAAUCGCUCCAUUUGAGUGGUGGCUCUCGCGAAGGCACUACGCUAAGCUCAAUGACAUCGUCAUGGGCGUGCUCUACUCGCCUCUACUAGUGUUCACCGCAUGGGUUGAAACUCGCCAGGCAAACAAAAUUAGCUGGAAUCGUCGCCACGGCGAAGAGGAUGAUGACUGCACGCAGGAGUGGGAACAUGUGGCCGGUGAGGUUAAUUUCGAUCUCCAUGAUAGCUGGAAAGAGGAAGUCAAGCAGAGCACGCCAGAUAUCAAGGUGGAUAGUUGCACUCUGGAGAUUAGACAAUUGAGGGAACAGGUCGCUGCGCUGACAGGGCUGGUGAAAAGUCUCACAGAGAAGACUCCUGGGGCGGUGGAUGGGCUAGAUUGA